Ictidomys tridecemlineatus (thirteen-lined ground squirrel) is the source of this 5873-nucleotide messenger RNA. The record is from RefSeq and is a predicted model, not a curated record. NCBI's taxonomy places the organism in Eukaryota, Metazoa, Chordata, Mammalia, Rodentia, Sciuridae.
AAGUCAUUGCAGAGCAACCAAACCAAAAUGAGAAAAGAACAAAGACUUCUCCAUGUCCCCACAGGUGACACUUGUGGAAACAUCCCAGACUCAGGAGAGAUGAGACUGUUUCAGUAGUGGAGGAGCUGCAGAAUCACAGAGCAGAGGGGCACAAUGUGGCCCUAUGAGAAGAACUGAGCAGAAAUGCACUCACUCUGGUGUCCUGUCCCUGCAGAGGGGUGGAAAGGUGGCUGUGGGUGGAGGGGGAUGUUUCCAUCGGGAGACCUGGGUAUGGUGCAAUCCUGUGGUGCAGGCAGGGCCCAUUCCCAUGGGCCAGCUUGACUGAAGGGAGGUCAUGUAUGGAGCUUUCCUAUAUAUCCUGAAGGAGUCAUAGUGAGGUGAGUGUCCCAAAAUUAACAUGGAUUGGCACCCAGCCUGGUCCCAGACUCUGUCCCCAAAUGCUCACAAACUCCAGAUUUUAAAAGGUACCUCAGAAUAGAUCCUCCUGUACAAGGAAGAGUUGGGACAUGGGUCAGUGCUGAUGUUUUCAGGACUGUUGCCCUUUCCCAUCUGUUUAGGAUGGGAACUCUGGCAUGUUCAUGGCCACCUGGAGCCUCUUACUUGAUCCGUCCAACUCAGAGGCACAGUUCCAGAUCUGGUAAAUCCCGAAAACCUUAGUUACCUUUUGAUAUUUGGGCAGCAUGGGAGAUAUUCCCCUUCUCUGGCAUUUCCCCUGUCCCCCUGGGCCACAGCUUGUCCAAUUCUGGCAUCCAGCCAUGUCAUACACCCAUUUCCCCUACACAGAAACCCUUAACCACGCUCAUGGACUGGGUCCAAACUUGAGUGACUAGUUGUUCAGGACCACAGCCUCAACUUCCCACUGCCCCAUCCUUUUCUCCUGCCCCUGAUCUUGAAGAUCAAACAUAUAACCCUCUGUCAGCUCAUCCCUCUCCCUCAGGUCUGCCUCCCUGUGCUAUCAUAGAAAAAAGAAAUCACACCUGUUCCCCUGACCCUCCCCAUUCCCACAACCUUGUGACAUACAUCAGGUGUCUGUGGCCUCCUGAGUUGUGCAUGAGUCUUCAGGACACCACUGUGAGGUCAAGAGGAGGAAGUUCUGCAGGUUCUCCAGACUCUGCUGCUACCAGUUCCCUUCCCCAGUGAGACCAGGGUCUAAGGGGCAGUGCCCAGAGGCUAAGAUUCUGAGGGAGGUUCCCAGUGUUUUGAAAACUCUUUUAAGAAAAUGGUUUUUCUCACCCACAUGUUCUUGGUAUCAGGACAUGUUAGGGCUAAGAAGCCUGAGGGGUAGAGGGGGAAGUAAGAGCCCAGGAUGGAAACACUGUCACACUGGACUGAUGGGAGUCCAGGGCACUGAGUACAACCCCAUCACUGGUGGAGGGCUCCAUCAGGGGCCAGGAAUCUCAGAGACAGGACUGCAGCUUGGUCUUCCCCUGCCCCAGCACUUCCACUCACUUUCCAAACACAGCCAGCUGCUCUACUGAGCUCCAAAAGGAAGCUCUCAUUCUGUUGGAAGUUGUGAACAGAAUGUACCCUUGACCUGGAACACUCUCCUCCCCUCUUCCCAACACAUACCUUUGUUCGUUCAGCAACCAUGCUACCCAGAAUUGACUGGGCAGGAAAAUAACAUUUGAGCAGGGAGGAAGCCUUUCAUCCUGCUUGCAUUCUGGCCCUCAUUGAAAUUUCAUCUGUGGCUAUUCACAAUCAGGUCCCCACAUCAGCUGCCAAGUUGCCUGGAAUCCUGCACAAACAAGGGUGAAUACAAAUCCUAUUAUGUCCACAAUACUAACAUUAGCUUCUGGGUGUUUGUCCUGGACAGUCUCUUUCUGCCUGCACAUGGUGGCCAGGUUCCCAGGAGGAGAGGGCAGGAGUGUUCUGUGCCUCCUGAAGCUCCCAGGCCUGGUCACCAUUCUUUCAGGUCAGAGCAUUAUGGAGUCAAGGAGUGGGUUCCCUGAAACAGGGAGAAAACAGGAACCUCAGACUGUUGUACUCUACUAGAUAAGCCAGUUUUGGCCAUGAGACCUGAAAUAAAAUGUGCAAAUCCAAAGGUGGUUGUGCAGACAGCUUGGGUGUUACAAGGAAUGGGGAGAAGGAGCAGUGGCAAAAAAUGCCUGCUGGAGUAUAAGCAUCCUCUUGGGUAGGUGGCAAUGUUCAAGGACUUGAUAAAGACGGUGGCAGCACAACAUUGAGAAUGAACCAAAUGGCACAGCUUUGAUACCUUAACUAGGUUAAUUUUAUGUAGAUUUCAUCUAAAAAUUUAGAAGAAAAUAGUUUAGAUGAUUCUAAAAGCAUUUAAAUGGACACAGAGAAUAGAUGUCAAGGGGUUUUCUUAGGGAGGGGGGCUGCUGUGAAUGGUGCUGGUGGGUCCUGCCACUUUGACCCAAGUUUUACCAAUUAGGGACAGGGUUGAGAGCAUUUCUAAAGAAAAUGCUCACAAAAAGAUUAGAGGACUACUCUUCCUCUCUCUCUCUCUCUCUCUCUCUCUUUCUCUCUCUCUCUCUCUCUGUGUGUGUGUGUGUGUGUGUGUGUGUGUGUGUGUGUGUGAUUUUAUUAUUAGCUGCCGGGUAUUGAACUCAAUGACUCAUACACACCAAGCUAGACCUCUAGUAUUGAAUUACACUCCAGCCUCCCCAAACUCCUGUUUUAAUGUCUAGCCAUGCAGAAUGCAGCCUUUUAAUUUUUUUUUUCCCCUUGGUCGUUACCCUGGCUCUGAGAGCAGUGAGACUCCUGGGUCAUGCCACCUGGCCUCUGGAGCUAAAGACAAAGUCUACAGAGGUAAAAUUUCUCUUUCUCAAUACCAAGCCCAAACUACAACACCACCACUAUCAACUUGCUGAGUAUUGUGUAUGAAUGGUCUGCAUGUUCCUUUCUAGAAGAUCCUCAAGAAGUGAAAUGAAGGUUAUACUAGGUAGCUCCCAGGGCUGGGUUUUUCAUUUUCCCUGUUCCCUUACAUAGGAUUUUUUGGCAGCUACUCACUGUCACAAGCAAGAUGUGGCUCAUAAGAGCUUUUGCUUCCAGGCCACACACAAGCCCCUUAUUGAUUCAUGCUGACAUGAUCUGCAGCAAAUGCCCAAUUCCAGCCAGCUUUCCAGGAGGCUCUGGGACUCCUCCUAUAACAGUAAUGACAAUGAACUUUAACUGGGAAGUCUUUGAACUGGAUGAUAUUUCACAAAUGAUCAGGUUUGACAGUUUGGACCUCUUGGCUCACAGACACAUUUGAAGAAGUAGCCUCAAAAAUAAACCCAGAAAGUUGGCUCAGCCAAACCAGGAGAAGAAAUUCUGCCUUGAAGUGAGAUGGCCCACAGCUUCCUUAAAGCACAACCAUAAAGCUGAGGGCUCAGGAAAAUCUGUCCCUGUAUUGAUCUCUGAGGCUGCCCUCCACUCAAGUGCAGGACCUUUGCAAACCCCUACUGCACUUGGGAAUGCCCACACUGAUCAUGGCUGCCCCACCUCAACCCCAAAACUCUGCCUGUCUUCAUCUCCAUUUCUCCUUCAACUCCAAACAGAAGUAGGAAGCAAGGUCAUCCAGGUCUGAACAGACAUGGUGUUUGUGCCAGUUGUGGAGUUGGCAGGGAAACUCCCUCCCAUAUAAUUCAUUCUGGGGGUUCCCUUGGUUAUUGGCUAUAACCUCCCACCCAGGAGCACUGAGGCCCUGGAUUGGACUAAAAGGAGGAAAGAAGGACAAACACUGCAAUCUGUUCUCAUUGCACAGCAUAUGAAUGUGUUUAAUGUCUCUGGUCUGGGCAAUUAAAAAUGCCACCAAUGGAAAAUGGAAUGCUCUCUACAUUCUAUACCAAUGAUACAAGGACACAUCUUACUGACGAUGCUGCUGUCAUAGUUUAAGCUCUACAGAGGAUGGUAUGUGUCGAGAACAAGAAAGUAGCCUGAGAAAGUGAAGUCAAUGCUCAUCGACCAAAUGUGUGGUACUGUGCUACACAGGGGUGACAGUGGCAACCAGCUCCAGGUCUGUUAGUAAUCUGUGGCCUCCAUGGAGUCAGUGCAACUUCAUGGAGAUCAAGGUCCAAUUUGACUCUUUAACUUGGAAAAUAUAUUUGCUUCAGGAAACCAAUGAGAAAACAGUGGAAAACCCACUCAAUGUUCAGAGAUGAUAAACUUAUAACAUGCUCUCUGGUUUCCCCCUAAUUCUUUCCCGAACACCCCUCAUCUCCACCAUCCACUUCUUGCUCCUGUGUAUCCCAUAAUAAGCACAACUAGAGACAGUGCAGAGUGGAGCCCAGAAUAUGCAUGGAUACAGAAUAUUGGGAUUUCUCUUCUUCACAGGCCACUUCACUUAUGCACAGUGUUGACGACUCAUCCUCAACCACUGUAUCCUGCAGGGCACCCAGUUUCCUGUCUAUGUUUAUAGGCAGUUUUCAGUGACAUGAACCAUCAGGACCUGGGCUCACAGUGUUCCUGCAUCUGCAUUGAAGUGUUGAUUCCUUGGGCUCAAAGGGCAGCCAAAGAUGGAUUUUACCUGGACCAGGAAAGUUUGGGCAGGAAGAAGCAGAACUGUGAAGUACAUUGUUGCUGAGUCAGGGAACCUGAAUACUUGCCCAGGGUGAGAGAUCCCAGGGUGAGAGGCGCAGUGCCCAGGUUGCUAGCCUGUAUGUGCAGUGGAUCAGAGUUGGCCUCAGAGAGGGUCAAGUGGGCUGGAUGAGAGUUAGUAUGGCUUUAAGGAAAUAGAAAAUAGAAGGCAGUUCUCCCACAAGAGGCAGAACACUCAGCUGUUCCAGAUCCUGCUUCCCUGUAAAUCUGGUGUUUAAAACAGUGAGUGGACUUGGACUCGUCUCCAACAUGAAACAGUUGUGACCUUGAGGUUUAUGAUUAACAAGUGUCCAGAAGCCAACCAAUAAUGUGGACAACCAGAUCUCUUCCCAGAAGUAGGGAGGGUAGUAGACAGUCUCUCCUGGGUGCCGGUCACAGUCUGGACUGAGGCUACUCUGGAACCUUGUGUCUCUGUGGUAGCAGGUGAGAGGAUGCAGGUACAAUGACAGGGCUUUCCGAACAGGUCUAAGAGUUUCCAGGAAGGUGUGCAGGCAGGUCUAGCUGCCUCUCCUGGACCUUGAGAUUGCAGACACAGAAGUCUCCCCCAUGGCUUCUUAUCACAUCCGCAAAUACCAGGAGAGUGACAACGACAGUGUUCUGGCAUUGUUCUCCAGUGGGUUGACUGAGCACAUCCCUGCCACAUUCCGCCACAUGCUGAUGCUGCCCCGAAUGCUCUUGUUCUUACUUGGAGUGCCCCUCACUGUACUGCUAGUCACUAGCUCCUGGCUCCUGACCAUAAUGUCCAGCUUUACCCUACUUGUUUUCCUGAGGCUGCUUGCUGCUUUUCCCUGGAAGGUUCAUGAAGCUCUAUGUUUGCGCACAGACCUGGCUGACAUCACCAAGAACUACAUGAGUGAGUGUGGCUCCUGCUACUGGGUGGCUGAGUCUGAGGGACAGGUGGUGGGCACAGUGAGUGCUCUCCCAGUAGCAGACCCUCCCUUAGGGAAGAAACAAUUGCAGCUGCUACACCUCUCAGUGGCCAAGGAGCACCGUGGUAAGGGGAUCGCAAAAGCCCUUGUCAGGACUCUCAUCCAGUUUGCCCGGGUUCAGGGCUACAAUGAAGUUUUCAUUGAGACUACCACAAUGCAUUACAGUGCCCUGGCACUCUACCAGGCUAUAGGCUUCCAGAAGAAAAGCCAGAUUUACUACAGCAUGAUUUGGAGGAUACUGGAUGUUCCUAAAGUUGAUUUAACGUACCACCUUCCUUCUGCUCAGGAAGAGGGACUGUGAUCUAUUUCCCUGUGUAUCAGUAAGAAUCUGGACCUGUCUUCUCUAGUAACAACCAACCCCUGAUAUUUAAGUGGUAUAAACAAUAAAAGCUCAUUGUUCUUGCA